UCCCUGAAUGACGAGUUGAUCACGAAUGAACCACGUCAACCCUGGACGGAAAAUCUCUUCCUGUGCCCAGUUCCCUCUACACCGGUUACCUGGCUGUCUCGGGAGAGAUGGCGACCUCCCAGAAGUUGACAGAACACUUCCUGACAUGCACCAUAUGUACAGAGGUGUUUGACAAGCCCUGUACACUUGUGUGUAAUCACACCUUCUGUCGGAAAUGUGUCGUCAACUACACCAAAACCAGACCAGAAGCCCUCAGUGCCAAGUCUCUCCUGUGUCCAUUCUGCAGGAAGAUGACGAAAGUGUCUGACCCCGAGAGACCAGUGGAGGAGUGGGCGGAUGACGUCAAGCCUAUCUUUGUCAUCCAGGGACUGUUGGACUCGUUUGGCCCCGGAUCUAAAGAUACAACUAACUGCAGUUAUUGUAAGGAGGAAGGGGAGACAACUCCAGCUACAUCUUGGUGUUCUGUUUGUGACGACGCACUAUGUGAACAAUGUACAAGGAUGCACCAACGAACCCCCUCUUUCCGUCACCAUGACGUAGUUGACCUGUCUGGUGAGACAAAGGUCAAGGUCAAGAGAAAGGUCAUGUGUAAAGUUCACAAGAAUAAAAGGAUCAAAUAUCUUUGUAAAGAUUGUAAAACAGCUGUUUGUCAAACAUGCUGCACGAUCCAUCACAGGAAAUGUGAUAUGGUUGUUGAAAUUGAGUCAGAGAUUCCUGCAAUGAAAACCGAGCUGAAAAGGAAUAAAGAGAAUUUGUUAAAGAAAGACAAUGAGAUGAAAAGAUAUGUUGGAAAACAAAACUCCCUUGUCAAAGAAGAAUUGGCGCUAUAUAUACAAAUAGAAUCAAAUAUCAAGUCUGCAAGUCUCACUGCAAUACAGAUGAUCAAAGCCAAGGAACGGAAACUUCUGUCUGAACUGAAAGAGAUGUCUGACAGACACAUUGGACAACUGAAGGCAGACGUAAAGUCAGGUGAGAUGUCAGUACAGAUGUACCAACAACAGGCUGAGCUGAUAGACCAGGCUCUACAAUCUGAGUGUGACAUGGAUGUGUAUGAGAUGUAUCAGGGAUGUGAGGCCGGUGAUGUGGAGGCUGUCGGAGUCGAAGACAUGAAGGAGAAGGGAAGAAUAGACAGGAUAACAUUCAGACAGGACACGGACAAGCUGAGUAGAGCACUGGAAGAUCUCCAUCUGGGUGAGAUACACGUCCAGUAUGACGAUGUGCUGGACCUGAAGGCUACCCCUGUGUUACAGGACACCAUUAACGUGACAGUAGCAGGAGAUGCAGGUGGGGGAGACCCCACUGAUGUGACGGUGUUAGAGGUGAAUGGUACAGACACAGUGGUAGUUACAGACUACAAGAACAACAGUGUAAAGUCCUUCUACACCAGGAACAGUCAGCCAGGUCACAGCAGGCUCAGUGUGGGAGGUGCACCACGGGGUAUAACAAGGCUGAAACACAACCAGGCAGCUGUCACUGUGCCGGAUACCAGUCAGAUUGUAACAGUUGAAGUGAACCCUGACCUGGUGCUGCUGUCGACCAUCACAACCAGCAAACAGUACCGGGGUAUAACGUCUCUGACACCAUCAACACUAGCAGCAAGUUCCCACUUCCCUCCCUGUGUUGAUAUCCUGGAUAUGUCGGGACACGUGCUGAAGUCAGUUUAUCCUCGCCCCAAUGGCGGAGACAUCUUACAGUAUCCCGACUCCCUCUGUACCACGAGGACAGGAAACAUCCUGGUGUCUGACUUGGGAACCAGGUGUGUCGUGUGUCUGACCCCCGAGGGAGAUGUGGUGUUCAACUACAGACCUACAGGAGACACAACAUGGAAGUAUUCACUUGGUAUCACAAGUACCAGCACAGGCGACAUCCUGGUGACAGACGAACCACAACACAGAGUCAUCCAUCUGACAGAGUCAGGACAGUUUGUUAGAAACAUACUGACAUCACAGGGUGGUGUCAAGAAACCAAGGGGACUGUGUUUUGGUGGGCGUGGUCGUAUGUACUUGUGUACACCAGAUGUAGUGAAGGUAUUUACAUGCUGUAAGUGAGUGAACAUGUCAGAACCCUUUUUUUGUAUUACAUAUAGAUAUAUAUGUUACCUGGAUAGAUAUGAUGUGAUGCACUGUAGGAACAUUUGACUUUUGAUGUGAACGUGACGAAUCAUACUUGUAGAAAGACACAACUUGUAAUGUAAUGAGGGUUGGCGGGGUAGCCUAGUGGUUAAAGCGUUCGCUCGUCACGCCGAAGACCUGGGUUUGAUUCCUUACAUGGGUACAAUGUGUGAAGCCCAUUCCUGGUGUCCCAAACCGUGAUAUUGCUCGAAUAUGGCUAAAAAGCUAAAACCAUACUCUCUCACCUACUGGAAUGUAAUGUAAUGUAAUGUAAUGUAAGAAGCCAUUACUUCUACUUUAUAUUCAGAUAUAUUGUCUCAAUAACACUAUGUGGUCCAAAAUCAUCUAGAAUAUUGAUAUUUUGAGAUGUAAUGAUUUUGAAUCACUUUUUCUUUAAGUGACUUUGAUGAACAAUUGUUUUACAAACUUUACUGAAUGGGUUGUAGGUCUUAUGGCAUGUUUAACAGCGGUUUUCACUCUCUUCUCGACAUGUUGUGUGAAAGGCAUAGCAGGGCAAUCGUCUUUGCUCACAUUUUAGCAACUCUGUAUACGUUAUUCUGAUCACAUUUAUGCUGUUCAUGUUAACUCAGUGCUGGAUACGGGGUCGUGUUUGAUUAUUACAAAAACAGACAAACUAGUUGGAGCAUGAAAUCAGUUUAGAGCAGCCAUGUGGCCACUGCACACUACCACUGCACACUACCACUGCACACAUACACAUGAAAUGUCUUGCCAACUUGUGACGUGUUGUGAUGUACAAACCGACAGCUCUGUCUGUUGAACAGCGGGUACGUUGGAUUGACAUGACAACUGAGCGGUCAAAGGGAGAUAAGUCGUUAUGAGAAGUAUAUAAGGAGCCAUAAAAGGUAGCGAGCGAAUGAAUAGUUUAUCAGUGAGUUAGUUGCGGUUUUACGCUGCUUUUCACAUUAUUCCACACAUUGUUAUUUGUUGGGAAUCGAACCCGGGUCUUCGUCGUGACGAACGAACACUUUAACCACUGGGCUACCCCAGCCCCUAUUUUAUCACAAUUUGUGUUUAGUGUGCGUGUUGUAAAUUGAUACAUGCAGUGUUUAUACCGACGUGUACAGUUAUAUACUCUCUGCUUCAUAUCAAUCAUUCACUUGAUGGAGGAGUAGGAAACGUUAUGUUCCUCAUAACAAAGAAGUUGAUAUCGAUAAAACUCUCUUCCUGAUGUGUAUCCCUUCUAAAUGCCAUCAAAGACCUGAUGUGUUAUAUGUACGUAGUGAUGUCUGGCUCAGUAUAGAACAUUGCCAUUUCCUUUGCUAAUAUGUUAUACUACCCUUGCAAUUGUUCUGCCUUUGAAAUUUCCAAUUAUGAUGUGUCUUGAUUUGCAAACUUGGUUACUUUUAUAAUACACCUGUUAAUUUGUUGAA
This is a messenger RNA of Haliotis rubra (blacklip abalone), 3502 nucleotides long. Its product is annotated as protein wech-like. NCBI's taxonomy places the organism in Eukaryota, Metazoa, Mollusca, Gastropoda, Lepetellida, Haliotidae. The transcript has 3 exons. The record is from RefSeq and is a predicted model, not a curated record. Gene Ontology annotation, molecular function: zinc ion binding; protein binding. Bases 108 to 2048 code for a protein of 646 amino acids.